Messenger RNA from Vicia faba (fava bean), 1149 nucleotides. The record is from the annotation of a GenBank genome assembly. NCBI's taxonomy places the organism in Eukaryota, Viridiplantae, Streptophyta, Magnoliopsida, Fabales, Fabaceae.
AUGGUGGUGAGGUUUAGCCCUUUUUCUCUGAAACUGUCUCAACAGCCUCAUAAUCAUCAAUCUUCAUGUUUCUCUAAACAAGUAGCUGUUAGCUGUAGCUAUGGAAUGAAAAGGUUUGACAUUAGAAGGCCACAGAUAUUGUCUUCUGCUUUGGGAAACUCUGAUGGGUUGCGUGUGUUUGUGGUUUCUGAUUUGCAUACUGAUUAUGAUGAGAAUUUGAAGUGGGUGGAGCGUUUGUCAACUGUGAAAUAUAAGGAUGAUGUGCUCCUUGUGGCUGGUGAUGUUGCUGAGACAUAUAGAAUGUUUUUUGUUACAAUGUCUCUUCUGAGAGAGAGAUUUGAACAUGUUUUUUAUGUUCCUGGAAAUCAUGAUCUUUGGUGUCGUCGCGAGGGGCAGAAUUAUGUUGAUUCGGUUGAGAAGUUUAACAAAUUGCUUGAUGCAUGUAAGAGAAUCGGAGUCGAGACAAAUCCAAUGGUUGUUGGUGCAUUAGGGAUCAUUCCUUUGUUCUCUUGGUACCAUGAGAGCUUUGAUAAAGAGGAGGACAUAACAGGCUAUCGCAUCCCGUCUUUGGAGAUGGCAUGUAAGGACUUCUAUGCAUGUAACUGGCCCAAUGGACUUUCAAAUGGAGAUACCUCUCUCUCUUUAUAUUUUGAUGCCCUCAAUAACAAACAAAUGGAAAGUAUAAAGGAGAUUCAAAAGACAUGUGAUCACAUCAUUACCUUUUCCCACUUUGUUCCAAGGCAAGAACUUUGUCCGGAAAAGAGGAUGUUAUUCUAUCCCAAGCUUCCGAAAAUAAUUGGUUCAGACCCUCUUGAAGAUAGAAUAAGGUCUAUACAUGGUGCUCAGGGAAGAGAGGAUGCAUCUUCUUGCCAUGUUUUUGGUCAUACUCACUUCUGCUGGGAUGCUGUUGUAGAUGGCAUAAGGUAUGUACAAGCACCCUUAGCUUACCCAAGAGAAAGGAAGAGAAGAAUGAAUGGAGGAAACAAAUGGCUGCCAUUUUGCCUUUAUGCUGACAAAAAGUUUUCUAAUAAACUCAAUCCUUGCUUUUGGUCUGAUUAUUACUCUGUCAUUCCUAGAACACCUCAUAACACUAAACUUGCUCCUUGGGUAGCCAGAUUUUACAAGCAUAAAAAAAUCAUAGAUGUAUAG